Molecule: messenger RNA, 2288 nt
Organism: Carcharodon carcharias (great white shark)
Lineage: Eukaryota; Metazoa; Chordata; Chondrichthyes; Lamniformes; Lamnidae
Gene: taf1a
Product: TATA box binding protein (TBP)-associated factor, RNA polymerase I, A
Exons: 12
Coding region: 391-1749 (452 amino acids)
Biological process (GO): transcription by RNA polymerase I
Cellular component (GO): RNA polymerase I transcription regulator complex
Source: RefSeq, a predicted model, not a curated record
UCAUGGAAUUGGGAAGUAAAUAGAACGUUACCCGGGAACAGAACGUUAGCCUGGGAAUAGAACGCCGGGAACAGAAUGUUGGCCCGGGAAUAGAACCUUGUCCGGAAGCGGAAUGUUGGCCCGGGAGCAGAAGUUUAAAUUGAGGAUUUAACAGGAGGCACAUCAUCAGCCACCGACUGAGCAUGUUCCUGGACUCCAGGGGUCCUCCGACUGCUGGCACCCUGGACGUUCUCUGCCUCCGUCUACACCUCAAGCGAGUGUGAAGUGCCCUCACCGCUGCUUCCCGGGGCACUAGCCGACAACCUAAUUCCCACCGAGGUGCUGGUAUCUGCGCUGGUGCCUGCCUGGCUGAGAAGGCUAUCCUGGUUUCACUUUAAUGGUGAACUGAAGAUGGAUGACGAGAUAGCUCAGCUAGUAGCAGAACAAGAUCAUUCCUCUGACGAACCGUGUGUUUGGACAAGCUGCUCCCAUCCAGAAAUCCGUUUCCCUCUGCCUACAAGUGUACUUCAAUCCCAAAGUAUCAAAGACAGAAAACAAACUGGCUUCCGAAGGACGGUCGAAACCUGUCUGAGUCGCAUUCAGAAAGCCAUGUUUCAUCACCAGUGGCAGACUGCUGCAGAACUGAUGACAAACUACUUCCAGAUCUUAGAAGACAACACUACCAGAAAACAGGAAUCUGCAAGUAAGGUAAUUUGGAGAAUGGGAACUGCAAUACUUCAGCAUCAUCCCAACAGCUGUAUUGAGGAUGCCAAUUCAUUUGCUGGGAAAAUGAAGAGUAUUGGAGUGAAACAUUACCUGAAGGUGUGCUUGGAGCAUGCUAUUCACCUGAUGUGCAAUGGAAAGAUGGAUGAAGCCUACCGGGAACUAUCUUUAGCUGAAACAUGGAGAUAUGGAGAAAAAUCAGCAACUCAGCACAAAGUGCUUAAACUCAUUCAGGGCUAUAGGGCAUUGCUUGACUAUUAUACAUGGGUUAAAAAGAAUAGUGCUCUUCAGGAGAAAGCUGAUGAUGCAGUGGAUUCAGGCACAGCACAAGAGAUGCACAACUAUUUCAGACAAGCCUCUAUUGGUCUGCACGAUGUUGUAGAACAUCCUGGUGUUUGGGAUCCCUUUAUACUCAGUUAUGUAAAUCUACUUGACUUUUAUGAUGGUUUUGAAGAAGCCCUGAAGGUGUUAAACGAUUACGCUUAUAAUAGCAAGUUUCCGCCAAACCCAAAUGCACAUGUGUAUUUAUACGAGUUUCUGAAGAAACACCAUACCUCACCUAAAAAAUUGCUGAAAGUAUUGAGGAUAUUGUAUCAGCUGGUUCCUUCCCAUGAACUGAUGUUGGAAUUUAAUUCAUUGCUGCUGCAAUCAGAAAAAAUGAAGCAUCAUAAGGAAGCACUGGGUGUCCUUUUCUGUCUUCUGGAUUUCCCUACUUGGAAAGAAAACUACCGCACUUGGAAAUGUUUAAUAAAACAGAUGAAGAAAGCUAUAGCUGAGGGUCACUCUGACUGGAUCAAAGAGCAAUGGGAGUUAAGACAAGAUUGGUGGCCUGCAUUUCAUUUCAGCAAAUUUCGAGCACAUAGGGAUUUUGAAGAAAAUGAGAGCUAUGCUUGUAGGAAAGCAGUUAUUGCAGGAAUCCUAACGGGGAAAGGUUGCAAAUACUUCAUCACCAUUUACCGAUUGGGAUAUAAAGUUCAGAAUGCAAAGAUGAAGAAGAUGAAGCAAUAUGUAAAGGAUCACAGUCUGCUGCAGCUGAGUGAAUGUUAAAUUGUGGGAGUUUGCAUUUCCACUUUAUAAAACUUGAAACUGAAAUUUUCAAGAAUUUCUAACAUUUGAAAUCUCUCUUUGAAUUAAAAGGGAACGAAAGUGUUUUAACUCCACUUGUAAGAGAACUGCUGCUUCAUCUUUUGCACUGAUUUAGGAACUAUUGGCUAGCAUGUUCCUUUUUGUUAAGAGGAAAGAGGAGUGUGACGCGGGGAAGAUGGGGGAAAGGAAAAGUGAGGGCGGCAUCAGGAGGGUUGAGCUACUGCUUCUCCCAACAGGCCCAGAUUUUCUUCAGUGUGAGGCAUUGUUUUGAAGAACAUUCCGUAAAAUAACAGUUGUAUAUAAAAAUGCUAAAUGUAAAGCUAUAAAAAUGUGUAACUUUGACAAAUUUGUACUUUUGCAAACCCAUAAAUAGUUUGCAAGCAAACAUUGAACUUUUUUUUCUAAUGAAACAUGUACAAAAUAAUGUAUUUAUGACAAAAAAAAUAAUUAAAUAAAACAAUAGUGCUUGUCUGAAAAGACCAGUUCUAUCACAAGAUUAA